Messenger RNA from Staurois parvus, 921 nucleotides. The record is from the annotation of a GenBank genome assembly. Lineage: Eukaryota; Metazoa; Chordata; Amphibia; Anura; Ranidae.
AUGAUCUAUAUCAUGUGGAAGAACGUUGGACGCCAGAUUGAUGAAAAUGCUUCUUUCCACCAUGGACUGGGGCCAGGUGUUCGUCAACACAUUCCUCUUCUAGGCCUUUUUUCUGGUUUGGGUGUUCUCAUUACAGGCAUUGUAAUGUUUAUCUUGUAUGAAGUGGGUAGAGAGAAUCCUCAAAAAAACUGGUUAUCGUUGACUGCUUUCUACUACUUUCACGUGAUCAGCCUUUUUCUGAUGUGCCUUGCCAAUUUGGUGGGAAUUGUCAUUUUCAGGCUCGAUAAGAGAAACAUGGACAAUCAGAAGAACCCAAGUCGAACAUUAGAUAUGGCUCUACUCUUGCUGGCAACAUUAGGCCAAUAUGGAAUUUCUUACUAUUCUAUUAUAGCCAUGACAUCCACAACUCCAUUCAUCCUCCUGUGUGGUUUAACCCUUACCUAUUCUUUACUGAUGAUUAUUCAACACUCUCUUCAAAAUGCUUUUAUAAUAGAAGGCCUGCACCGUCUGCCUCCUGCCAACUUACUUAAUACUCAUCAGGGAACAAGUCACUCCAGGCCUGUGGAACAACAUGAUUCUAUAAGACGUAGAAGUACGCCAGAGAAAGAAAGUAGGUUGUCCCUAACAAGCCCUCCAGAAAAUGCGAGAAUGUCUAGAAGAGAAACCCUGUCUCAGCACAUUAAGAGCCAUCUGAAGAAAAGAAAAACAAUGAAGGACGUUUACUUGUUUCUCUUCCUCUGUAACCUUAUUUUCUGGAUUAUGCCAGCCUUUGGAGCUCGGAUCAGGUUUGAUACAGGACUGGAGGUGAAUUUUUAUGGAUUUUCUAUGUGGGCCAUAAUAACCAAUAUUUGCCUUCCUUUUGGAAUUUUUUACCGGAUGCAUGCAGCUGCCAGUCUACUGGAACUAUAUAGCAUGGCCUAG